AUGGCGCCGUCUUCGAGGAAUCCGACAACAUGGGACGAGUACGAUGGGGUGGCAUCGCCCACUGGCAGCGUCUCCUCGAAUCCAUUCGACGAGGAACGGGCGUUGCUCGACGACGAGGAUGAUGAUGCUGGCACACACCCAGCUGGCCGAAACAUUGAGCGCAGACGGUCUUCUGUCACCGAGCGUCUUGCCGCCAUGGCUGAUGUUGGCGGCGUCAACAGCUUCCGGUCUUUUGCCCGUAGCUGGCAGCGCGCUGCUGCCUUUCCAGAAGUCAUUCCUCGUCGCCCGAGCUUCAUCUUGGCUACGGACCAGCAAUUGACUGGCGACACGGGCGAUGAUGUCGAGUAUUCGCGGAGCUCGGAUAGUCUCGACGCUCGCGCGCCUUCUAGCGGGUUUGGGCGACAUGCGGAUGGAUCGCCGCGACUGGGCAGUUCGUUUGCUGGCUCGAGCAACAACAUUGUAGAUUCCCACUACAGAGAGCGAGAGAGCAAGCCGCUAGACGAAGAAAUGGCGAGCGGUGCGCUGCCUGCUACGUAUUCGAGCCAUUCUAGCAUUUUUGGAUCCUCCCCUUACUUGGCUACUCCGUCCAUUAUCGGUAGCUAUGGUUCAUAUCGCAGCACGGGAUAUGGUACGAUUGGGGCGCCGUCUCUCAUUCGACAUCGGCCGUCGAUAAUCCGAAUUAGCGGCCAAGCAGAGGACGAAGGUGGUGAAGAGGACAUUGCUGUCUUUGGCGAGGAGCAGCCGAUCAUGGUGAAGGAGGUCAAGCAAGGAAACAAGGUUGUGCUGACGGUUGACGGCCAGAGCACCCUGCCUCAGUCCGUUUUCAACUCCAUCAAUGCUAUUAUUGGUGUUGGGUUGCUGAGCUUGCCGCUGGCGUUCAAGAUGAGCGGCUGGAUUCUGGGCCUCGUCAUUCUGACUUUGACGGCAGGCGUCACGGCGCAUACGGCCAAGCUGUUGGCCAAGUGUAUGGAAUAUGAUGCCAGUCUAAUCACCUACUCUGACUUGGCAUACGUUUCAUUCGGCGCCAGAGCCCGCAUCAUUGUGUCGUUUCUGUUCACGAUAGAGCUCAUCGCUGCCUGUGUUGCUCUCGUCAUCCUGUUUUCCGACUCUCUCGCACUCUUGCUUCCUGGCGUUGCGGGUGUCAAUUUUUGGAAGUGCGUGUGUGCUGUUGUCACUCUUAUUCUCAAUGCUUUGCCCUUGCGAUGGCUGAGCUAUACCAGCAUCAUUGGCAUUUUCUCUACGUUUUGCAUCGUCUGCGUUGUCAUUGCCGAUGGUCUCAUUAAAACAGAUGCUCCCGGCUCCCUGUGGCAGCCUGCCACUACGCAUUUGUUGCCUAAAAACUGGCUGGCGUUGCCUCUUGCCUACGGCUUGAUGGCUAGCCCCUGGGGAGCUCACUCAGUUUUUCCAUCAAUUUACCGAGACAUGCGUCAUCCCCACAAGUGGGGACGGGGUGUUGCAAUCACCUUUUCGUUUUCUUAUGUCUUAGACACCUGCCUCGCCGUCAUUGGCAUCCUCAUGUUCGGUGAUGGUAUCAGAGAGGCCAUCACUUCCAACAUCAUCAGGAGCUCUGGCUUCCCCGAAGGCUUGACCAUCUUUAUGUGCAUCUGCGUCACCAUCAUUCCCCUCACCAAGCUACCGCUCAAUGCUCGCCCCCUCAUCACGACAGCUGAUGUUCUCUGCGGCCUCCAUCAGUCUCACCACCACCACCAUCAUCACGCUGCGAAUAACCCUGCAGAUCGGCAAUCUAAUUUUAUCAGAUCAUGUCUCAGGGGGUUAGUUCGUGUGGUCGUUGUCCUCAUCUUGCUUUGCAUUUCCAUCUUGUUCCCGGCGUUUGACUCAGUCUGUGCAUUCCUCGGCGCUGCGCUCUGCUCUCUCAUCUCCGUCAUCCUGCCUAUUCUGUUUUAUCUCAAGCUUUAUGGGAAAGAGGUUUCGGUUAGAGAGCGAAUUGUGUUGCUGUGCUUGUUGGCGUUGUUUUCGGUGCUUGGGCUUGUAGGUACUGUGUGGACAUUUUUGCCCAAGGAUCUUAUUGGCGUUUAA
Molecule: messenger RNA, 2037 nt
Organism: Trichoderma asperellum CBS 433.97
Lineage: Eukaryota; Fungi; Ascomycota; Sordariomycetes; Hypocreales; Hypocreaceae
Biological process (GO): proline transport; amino acid transmembrane transport
Cellular component (GO): fungal-type vacuole membrane
Molecular function (GO): L-glutamine transmembrane transporter activity
Source: RefSeq, a predicted model, not a curated record